GUCUGACCGACUUCCCUCCCCAAAGUUUGACGCGGCAGAAAAAAAAGAGAGGUCCUGUCGACAGUCGCAUCUCCGACAGGUUCAGGAAUUCGGAUCCAACGCCCUUUCCCCGCGACCCCAGGGCUGACAACACCGGAACCAUGGAUAUCCACCGGUGCCGCUUCAUCCGUCAUCCUGCCUCGGCCAUCAAUGCCAUCGCAUUCACACACUCCUCGGUCCCUCCCUCGUCGUCGCACAAGCGCCACAUCGCGAAACAGAUUCAAGUCCGCCUCGCCAUCGGGAGAGCCAAUGGCGACAUUGAGAUUUGGAACCCGCUCCAGGGUAACUGGCAUCAGGAACUUGUCAUCCCCGGCGGUAAGGACCGGAGCGUCGAUGGCCUGGUCUGGGUCACGGAGCCCGACGAGGAGAUGGCCGACGGCAAGACCAUUUUCGGCAGGUCGCGCCUCUUCAGUAUCGGCUAUACAACCACAAUCACCGAGUGGGAUUUGGAGAAGGCCAGGGCGAAGAAGCAUGCGAGCGGCCAGCACGGAGAGAUAUGGUGCCUCGGCGUCCAGCCGCUCCCCAGCAAGGGCGCCGCCGCUUCUAGCAGUCGAAAACUCGUCGCCGGUACCGUCGAUGGCAACCUGGUCCUGUACUCAAUUGAAGAUGGCGACUUAAGAUUUCAGAGAACUUGUUUCCGCACACCGUCCAAAAAGAUCAAGUUCGUCAGCAUCGCCUUCCAGUCCCACAAUGUCGUCGUCGUCGGCUGCUCAAACAGCACCAUCUGCGCCUACGAUAUUCGAAACGGCACGCUGCUGAGACAGAUGACUCUCGGAACCGACAUAUCCGGCGGAUCCAAGAAUAUCAUUGUGUGGGCUGUCAAGUGUCUGCCUAACGGCGACAUCGUAUCUGGAGAUUCGACUGGCCAGGUGUGCAUUUGGGACGGCAAGACUUACACCCAGGCCCAACGGAUUCAGAGCCAUUCCCAAGAUGUCUUGUGUCUCUCUGUCAGUUCAGAUGGCUCCAAAAUUGUUUCCGGAGGAAUGGACCGACGGACGGCCAUCUACGAGCCUAUUGCUGGGCAAAGCGGCCGUUGGUCAAAAGCGUUCCAUCGCCGCUAUCACCAGCAUGACGUCAAGGCAAUGGCCUCCUUCGAGUCCAAAGGGAUGAGCGUUGUUGUGUCUGGCGGCUCCGACGCAAGUCCAGUGGUCCUGCCGUUGCGCGCUGCGGGCAAAGAGCAUCAUCGAACGCUCCCACAUCUUCCGCAAAAUGCCCCUCUGCACAGCGCCCCCAAGGCACGCUUCAUUCUCAGCUGGUGGGAAAACGAGAUUAGGAUCUGGCAUCUCCUCAGCCCCGCCCAGCAACUGCUAGACGACCCCCAAGCUGCUCUUAGCUUGCGCAAGAACAGAAAGCUUCUUGCCCAGGUUUUGGUGAAAGGAGACUCUCACAUAUCCUCGGCUGCGAUCAGCGAAGACGGCACCCUCCUUGUUGCCUCAACCGCUACAGGUAUCAAGGUGUUUCAGCUCGAUUUCACAAGGGGAGAGCACAUCGAGCAGCUCCAAAUCAGGAGAGUGGACAUAUCAACAGCAGGCGUCGCGGCUACCAAGGUCCAGAUAUCGCCGGAUGCACAAUGGAUAUCUUGGGUCGAGGAAGGGAGUAGGGUCAUGAUUGCCAGGGUGUGCACUACAGAAUCCGCGGCCGGCAUCUCGUACACAGUUUCCCAACCCUUCAAAUUGCACCGACUCCGGCGUCAGAUACCCAAGCACAUUCUUCUCGGCGGCCUGGGAUCCUAUGACCGGAACAUUACGCAGAUGACUUUCUCGCCUGACAGCAAACUGCUCGGCGUGGCCGACUUGGCGGGGUACAUCGACACUUGGGUCUUACGCGGCCCCGGCGAGGGAGUGGACGGUGCGAGUGGCGAGGAUGACGACGGCGCGACGAGCGAAUCCACGAGUGAUUCGUCAGACGAGGAAAACGAGGAUGUGGCGGGCGAGCGCUGGGUCCGGAAUCCCAACGCCGCCCUCCUGCCCAAGCUCGGGGCCGCGCCCGUUGUGCUGUCCUUCCCUAAGACCCAGCGGGAAGAUGGCGACUAUGACCUGCUGGCCAUCACUACGGUAAAGCAAGUCCUCGUCUUCAAUCCGCUUCGUGGGGUGCUCUCCGAGUGGUCGCGUCGGAAUACGUACCCUAAACUUCCGGUACAAUUCCGCGAUACCCGUGACCAGAUCAAGGGAGUGGUAUGGCAGGGUCACCGAGCCUGGAUCUACGGCGUUUCGGCCCUGUUCAUGUUGGAUCUGUCUCAGGACUUCGAUCUGGAGGCGGACUCGCCUGAAGGAAGGGACGGGCAAAAACAGGGCACCAAGCGAAAACGCGGCGGGCAGGAGAGCGGCGCGGGCGGAAAGAUGGAGAAGCACUCGCUCGUACCCCAGCGAGUCCGGACGGCAGCUGGACCGGACGGGGCGAAAUGGGAGGAUGUGGAGAUGGCCGAUGCCGACGAUCAAAAGAGUGUUGGCGCGAGCAGCGGGGUCGACGACGAUGACGAGGACACGGAUGGCGGUGAGCUGCAGCGUCUGAGAGACGAGCAAGGAGCCAACGGGAACGCGCACGAAGCUGGGAAGGAGGGGACAACAACAAGGGCGAAAUGGUGGCACAGUUACCAGUUCCGGCCGAUACUGGGCCUUGUACCGCUCGAGGCCAUGCAUGAAGCAACUGUCUUGACGAAUGAGGACGUCCCCGCAGGGCCGCCGCCUCUCGAGGUUGCGCUGGUCGAGCGGCCGUUGUCAAGCAAUGACCUGCCGGAACGGUAUUUUGCAGAGGGCGAGUGGGAGAGGUGAAUUCAGCUUGGUCGGGACGGGGAGAUUCAGAGGGUGGGGGGCGGCCGGUGAGUCCGCUGGCAUCGAGGGUGGGAGGCUCCUGAUAGACUGCACUUGCUUCUGCUAGCAUGUAGCAGCUGAGCUAAGUCCAUGUAUGUACGAUCUAGGGCGAUGUUUGACCCUGAAAGGGCUUGGAUCAGAAUUUUACCUGUCAUGAUGGGCUCUUGUUUGAACUUCCUCCUGCCAUGGAACAACAACGCCCCGGGAGGGUUUUCCUCGGACGAGAUACACCAUCUGUCAAAGUCAUCGAUACCACGAAUCACCUUGAGUCAAACUCCCUGUUAAAAUAGUGACUGGUGGUACUCCGGCAAGCUCGCCCAGCUGCAUACAAAGUUGAU
Parathielavia appendiculata is the source of this 3187-nucleotide messenger RNA. Its product is annotated as WD40 repeat-like protein. Gene Ontology annotation, cellular component: small-subunit processome; 90S preribosome; t-UTP complex. The coding region runs from base 141 to 2810 and encodes 889 amino acids. The transcript is spliced from 2 exons. Gene Ontology annotation, molecular function: RNA binding; protein binding. Lineage: Eukaryota; Fungi; Ascomycota; Sordariomycetes; Sordariales; Chaetomiaceae. The record is from RefSeq and is a predicted model, not a curated record. Gene Ontology annotation, biological process: maturation of SSU-rRNA from tricistronic rRNA transcript (SSU-rRNA, 5.8S rRNA, LSU-rRNA).